AUGGCGAGCCUAGUCAUUCCCCGCCUUUGGAGAGGCCGAAGCUUCAGCUCGGGCGAAGAGCCGGCCGCAAACAGCCCGGUGACUCCGAUGCUGCGGCAUCUUACGUACAAAAUCAAGUCGACUGGCCCCAUCACGGUGGCCGAGUACAUGAAGGAAGUCUUGACCAACCCCGCCAAGGGCUACUAUGUACACCGGGACAUGUUAGGGGAAAAAGGCGAUUUCAUUACUUCACCUGAAAUAAGUCAGAUCUUUGGGGAGCUGCUAGGGAUAUGGUUCGUUAGUGAAUGGAUGGCUACUGGGAAAAACUCAGCUUUCCAGCUGGUGGAACUGGGACCAGGCAGGGGAACCCUCACUGGAGACAUUUUGAGGGUGUUCAGCCAGCUUGGGUCCGUGCUGAAAAACACUGACAUUUCAGUCCAUCUUGUCGAGGUCAGCACAAAGCUAAGUGAGAUCCAAGCAGCGGCGCUGACUGACGAGAAGGCCCUCCUGGAGCGAACUGAGGGAUCGCCAGUGUAUAUGAAAGGGGCUACGAAGGUUGGGGUUCCUGUUUCCUGGUACCGAGAUCUGCAAGACGUUCCAAAGGGUUACAGCUUUUAUCUUGCCCACGAAUUUUUUGAUGUUCUUCCUGUGCAUAAGUUUCAGAAAACACCACAAGGAUGGCGAGAAGUAUUCAUUGAUAUCGACCCGCAAGUUCCCAAUAAACUGAGGUUUGUUUUGGCGCCCAGUGCCACACCUGCGGAAGCCUUCAUUCAGGGUGAUGACGCCAGGGACCACGUGGAAGUGUGCCCCGAGGCCGGCGUGAUAGUCCAGGAACUCUCCCAGCGCAUCUCCCUGAGCGGAGGGGCCGCGCUCAUUGCUGAUUACGGUCACGAUGGAUCAAAGACCGACACUUUCCGAGGCUUUUGCGGUCAUAAGCUCCACGAUGUCUUGACUGCCCCAGGGACAGCAGACCUGACAGCCGACGUGGACUUCAGUUACCUGCGCAGAAUGGCACAGGGGAAAGUGGCCUCGCUAGGACCCAUUAAGCAGCACACGUUUUUACAAAAUAUGGGUAUUGAUGUCCGGCUGAAGGUUCUUUUAGGUAAUUCAGAGGAGCCAACUACAAGGCAGCAGUUACUUCGGGGGUAUGAUAUGUUAAUGAACCCCAAGAAGAUGGGAGAAAGAUUUAACUUUUUUGCCCUGGUACCGCACCAGAGACUUCCUGAUAGAAACUAUCAGAAGAAUGCACAAGAAUCAAAACCCUCUCCCGUGCCGGUUGCUGGGUUUGAUGAACUUGUUUGGCGGUGACACCUUCACCUUUUCACCUCCUCUGCAGUCUGCUAAUCAAAAUAAAGGGAAUGGAAUCAGAUGUACCUCUAAAUAAGCAUUAAAGUAUUUUUCUGUUCACUGCC
This is a messenger RNA of Echinops telfairi (small Madagascar hedgehog), 1391 nucleotides long. RefSeq names its product NADH:ubiquinone oxidoreductase complex assembly factor 7 (gene NDUFAF7). Gene Ontology annotation, cellular component: mitochondrion. Bases 1 to 1287 code for a protein of 428 amino acids. Gene Ontology annotation, biological process: mitochondrial respiratory chain complex I assembly. Gene Ontology annotation, molecular function: protein-arginine omega-N symmetric methyltransferase activity. The transcript has 10 exons. The record is from RefSeq and is a predicted model, not a curated record. Lineage: Eukaryota; Metazoa; Chordata; Mammalia; Afrosoricida; Tenrecidae.